Molecule: messenger RNA, 972 nt
Organism: [Candida] anglica
Lineage: Eukaryota; Fungi; Ascomycota; Pichiomycetes; Serinales; Debaryomycetaceae
Source: the annotation of a GenBank genome assembly
CUUGUUCCACAUUCAGAAUACUCAAUUAAGAAGUAGUACAAAUUUGUAAAGAUGUCUGAAGCUACUGAACAAAAGUUGGAAGUAUCCGAAGAAGGAUUGGGCCAACAGGGAGAUGGACAAAACAUCAAUCUCUCCACCACUUCUGCCCCACCAGGAGAUGACGAUGAUGAUGACGAACCAUCCACUGGAGGUAAGCAACAAAAGGAAAGAAGAAAGAUUGAGAUUAAGUUUAUUCAGGAUAAGUCUAGAAGACACAUUACUUUUUCAAAGAGAAAGGCAGGUAUUAUGAAGAAGGCUUACGAACUCUCAGUUUUAACUGGUACUCAAGUUUUACUUUUGGUUGUCAGUGAAACAGGUUUAGUUUAUACUUUUACCACUCCAAAGUUACAGCCAUUGGUUACCAAGUCUGAGGGUAAGAAUUUGAUUCAAGCAUGCUUGAAUGCACCUGAAGAAGGAUUGGGAGAUGACCAAGGAGAUCAAUCGGAUGAUAACUCACAAGAACAACUGCCUGAACAAAGUCCGGCUCCACCACAACCUCACGAGCACCCUGGAGUAACAGCUGCUCAACAACAGCAACAACAGCAACAGCAACAAGCUGCCGCUGCUGCUGCUGCCCAUCGCCAUGCUCAACAAGUUCAGGUUCAACAAUUGCCACCUGGAGCCCACUUGCCUCAGCACGGCAUGCCAUACCCAGGAGCUGGUCAUCCUCAUGGUGGUAUGCCAUUGCCACCGCAGUCUUUCAGUGAUCCAAAUGUUUAUCAACAGUACUUUUCCAACAUGCAGAACGGUAAUAUUCCUAAUCAACAGCAAUACCAAUAGAUUUAAAGACAAUUUAUUGGCAUGGUUAUUAUGGUGUAGUUUAAUUUAUACAAUUCUUGAGAGAAGAAGAAGGGUAAAAUAUAUGAUACGAACCACUUCUCAUUUAUAAUUGUCAGAUUGUUCUGUUAUUUGUGAAUAUAUGUACAUUAAGUA